Molecule: messenger RNA, 585 nt
Organism: Vollenhovia emeryi
Lineage: Eukaryota; Metazoa; Arthropoda; Insecta; Hymenoptera; Formicidae
Exons: 2
Source: RefSeq, a predicted model, not a curated record
AUGUACCUCCUAAUCGAAAAUAUAGAUCGGCACCGCAUCGACGGCAAUCCUCUAAUUUUGUCAAUCGAUAGUAUUGAUUGUGUCAAAAUUUUUGUCAACGUGGACGGAUUACCUUUGACGAAAUCAUCACAACAACAAUUUUGGCCUAUCUUAGAAUCAAUCUUUCCGUACGAAAAUGUUUUUAUUAUUGGAAUAUAUCACGGCAAUGAAAAACUGGAAAAUGCGAAUGAUUUUUUGAAAGAUUUUGUAAACGAGGCAAAAGAAUUAUGUGAAAAAGGCAUUAAUAUUGACAAUCGAAAUAUACCAUGCAGAAUUGAAGCGUUAAUUUGUGACACACCUGCCAAAGCAUUUGUUCUAUGUGUUAAAGGACAUUCUGGAUAUUCCAGUUGUACAAAAUGCACAACUGAAGGAGAAUACAUUGACAGACGAAUGUGUUUUCCACAAAUUGAUGCACCACGUAGAUCUGAUGACGAUUUCAUACAGAAAAUAUACGAUACUUACCACAAGCCAAAUACAACUUGCAGCCUGUUAAACAUACCUUAUUUCAAGCCCGUUACAAAUGUGCCAUUAGAUUACAUGCAUUUG